CAGUCUUGCUUUUAUAUUUACCAUAUUCUGGUAAGCAACUUUAUAACGGAAUGAUAGUAUAUAAAAGAACUGUCAAUUGAAUGUCCACACAUCAGUUGAAAGUUGUAUUUAGAUAAAUAAUAAUAUGAAGCUCCUGUUAAUUUUGCCAUUAGUGGUCCUAGUUUCGGGUGGUACUUUUGACAUUGAUGCUAAUCGGGAGGUGAAUAACUUUGAAUCCAAUAUUCCUGUUCCGGAAUCUUACAAUGGGGAAAGUUCUUCGGAUAAAAUAAUACAGAAAAGAAGUUAUGGCUUAGGAUUGUGGGGUUCCGGUGGCCUCGGAUGGCCUAUAACAAGUCCUGGAUGGGGAUAUGGACUUAGUUUAGGUCAUGGGAUUGGUUUAGGACACGGCAUUGGUUUGGGUCAUGGACUUAAUUUUGGACAUGGUGGAUGGGGCGGCGGUUGGGGUGGAUGGGGUGGAUUGAGUGGUGCAGGUUUAGGCUGGCACGGGGCUUGGUAUCCGAAAGUGCCUUUAAUAUACGGAGGCUAUGGUCUUAGCGGUUGGCAUCAUAGAAGAUAAAUUCUCUUAAGACGUAUAAUAAUAAUAAAAAAAUAAUAAAAAAUAAUAAAAAAUAAUAAACAAUAAUAAUAAAAGUAAUAAACAAUUAUAAUAAUAAAAAAUAAUAAUAGUUAUUAUUAUUAUUAUUAUUUUUAAUUAUCACAAUUUCAAUUGAAAAUAAUUUAUGAAAAAAAUUUAUUAUUCAAUUUUGCAAUUAUAUUUCUUUUCUUUUUUUAAUAAUAAUCUAGAAUUUGAUAAAAUUCUCAAGUAGAAUUUCUAUAAUAUAAAAAAAAAGUAAAUACACAUCUUUAGUUAAUACUUAUAUUUUGUAUUAAACUAUAGAAAUAAUAAUUUAUAUCAAUAGAAUUUUAGAGGUAUUUAGUAUUAAGUUACAUAUUCUAUUUUUAUAUGUAUUUAUAAAUCAUUCUCUUGUACAAAGAAUAAACAAAAAAAUAUUGUAACAUA
Molecule: messenger RNA, 1000 nt
Organism: Leptopilina boulardi
Lineage: Eukaryota; Metazoa; Arthropoda; Insecta; Hymenoptera; Figitidae
Product: chorion class B protein M3A5-like
Exons: 3
Coding region: 125-556 (143 amino acids)
Source: RefSeq, a predicted model, not a curated record